CAAUUGUCUGGAUGAAAAGCAGGCUCUGCCUCCCUCACCGUUGUGUGUUAGUUUGUGCCUGAACAGCAGGUUUAAGAUCAUAGUUUCUGAUCAGCUCUGUGGUUCAGGUGAGAGCAGGGAAACUCGCGAGCAGAUGUGAUGGUGGAGUGCUGCAGAGACUGGACACAGAGACAGUGCACUAAACAGUACACAGAGUAGAGGCUUUUUGCUGCCCUAAAAAGAUGGUGGGGCUGAGAAACUGCUCUACAUGGGAACCACUGCUACUCAAGGCCUCCUGUAUCAAGUCCUGUGCCAACGGCUGCUCCCUGGGCAUCACCGCACACCUUACAUAUGCUAAUGCUGAUGUGGAGUCUGUAGAAGGCGUGUUUGUGUACCCUCUCGGGGAAAAGGAGGUCGUAGUAGGCUUUGAGGCUGUGAUUGCAGGCCGGUUGGUGGGGGUCCAGAUCCAGAGUCGAGGGAAACUGAAGGAUUGCUGUUUGGACUGCUGCCCUGGAUCUGGUCUUGAAGGCUCCUGUCUAAAUGGUCGGGAGUGGGGCUGCUGUGGGAGCUCCAGCCUUGACAUGCAGUGCACCAAUGGACAUCUCAUCCUGGAUGAAGACCUUGAAAGAACCACCUUCAUUGUGGGAACAGGCGUCAUUGGUCCCAUGGAUAUAGUAUCCGUUGUUAUAAGUACCACACUAGAACUGCCCACGUUAGAAAAUGGAGCAAUCCGCAUCGUCUACCCAACACUGCUUACCCCGAUUGUCACCGGCCAGAUGACUUCAAGCAAGAGUGAAAUUGGCGGGAAGUCUGAAGAAAUUGGAGCAACCAGCUGUUUUGGUGCCACCUCAGGAAAACAAGAUCGGCCCCUAGACUCUGAGCAGCAGUGUGCCCACGCCAUCUUCACCACUCCAGCUGCCAACCUGGCACCUUAUGAGCUCAACUUCCAGCUGCUGGUCAGAGGGGCCUGUCUGCUAGCUGGCCUGGAGAGCCCCACUCAUGCUCUGAGGGCUGAUGCAGACCCCAGCGCCCAAAGUGCCUCUGCUACCUACAUCACCUUGGCACAGGAGCAUCCGUAUGACAGACACAUAGAGAUCAUUCUGCAUCUUAGUGAACCUCACAGCCCAUUGGUCAUAUUAGAGAGAGGCAGGCUCUCAUUCAGCCAGUACGAACAGCAGAUCUGUUCCCGCCGGGAUUUCAUUCGAUGCAUUCGUAAAGAUUCAGAACCCGAGAGGAAGUUGGAGUUUGUGAGGAAGCGAUACCACAAGGACAUUCUUUGCAGCCCCGUCUUGAUGCUCAACUUCUGCCCCGACUUACUGUGUGAACCUCUGGAGCUGCACAGAGCUACCAGAGAACUGCUGUUCAUUGUGGAUCGCAGUGGCAGCAUGAGUGGCACCAACAUCCAUCGUGUAAAGGAAGCCAUGGUGGUGGCACUUAAGAGUCUUCCCUCUGGCACCAUGCUCAACAUUGUGGGCUUCGGGACCACCAUCAAGCCUCUGUUCACCUCCAGCAAGCUCUGCACUGAUGUCACUUUAAUGCAGGCAUAUGAGUACGUCCAGAGGAUGAGAGCCGACAUGCGAGGCACCAACCUGCUGGGGGCGCUGUCCUGGGUGUACCAACAGCCCAUGCAGCGCUCAUAUCCUCGCCAGGUUUUCAUCAUCACUGAUGGAUCCAUUAGCAAUGUGGCUAAAGUGCUGGAGAUGGUCCGCAGAAACACAUGCGCUGGCAGAUGCUUUGGGCUGGGCCUUGGUCCCCGAGCCUGCCGAAGACUCCUCCAGGGCGUUGCCAAACUGACAGGGGGGACUACUGAGUUCUUGGAUGAUGAGGAGAGACUCCAGCCCAAGUUAAUCAAGUCUCUAAAGAAGGCCUUUGAACCUGUGCUGACUGAUGUACGGAUUGACUGGUACCUGCCAGAAAACAUGGAGGCUUUCCUUUCACCCAAUGAAAUCCCUCCACUUUACCCUGGAAAUCGUCUGAUUGGAUAUUGCACCCUAUACGAUAUGACAAAUUUCAAAGCAAAAAGGACAGAGUCUCAAGGACGGGGCUGUAAAGGUGCACAUCGUGGCUCCACAGGUUCCGUUUUUGUCCAAUCAAAUGAUGAGCUUUCACCUCCUCCUGCCUCUGAGUUAAUGCCUGUGGUGACGUGUGCAGAUGGCACCGACUUGGAGGAGGCACUAAGGGAGAUUUCCAGAGAAAUCUCCUCUGAGUUCUCCUGUGCCAGAGACACAGAUCCUGGCACUAGCCCAGGUGUGGAGCUAGAGUGGUCCAGUGAUGUGAGGAGGAGGAUCCAGGAGAGCUCUUAUAUCCAGGACCAGUAUGUCCUCACUCAUUGCUCCCUCAGCAGUGAGCAGAGUCCACAGACACAGUCCCACUCACACAUGCAGGCCUCGUCCAAAUCUGACUCUGCAGGUGGGAUCUUCCUGCCUGACCCUCACUCCUCCGGUAUGGUGCUGGACACAGGGUCUCUCCCUCAAGGCCUUGAAAAAAUGCCCCCUCCGGAACAGAGAUCAUCCCUGUCUCGCUGGGCAGACUCUGCAUGGCAACAAAACCUCUCAGUGGAAACCACUGACAGCAGGGCAGGAAAGAGUGGGCGUCUGGAUGGAAGUGAGGCGUAUCAGAGGAGACAUAAAGCACUGGUCCGAUCAGCUAUGGCAGCACGGAGUUUCUCAUCCCCCCAGGGUGAGCUGGAGAUGCAUCGCCUGAGGAGAGCUCUGGAGAGGGUCUCCUUUGACCAAACACUGGGAGGGAGGCUAGAUGAAAGUGAUGGGGAGACAAAGCCCCCUUCAAGAGGGACGCUGUCCUGCAGGAGCCUCGCUGAUUCCAAUGGACUCAUGUUCCCUGCCUCUCCUCUGGACUGGGACAGCCUCACAGACCCAGAGUACCUCUUUGCUGCUGUUCCACUUGAGGAUCCCCCACCUGGUCAGUGCCGCUCGCUCAUUCAUGGCAUACUAAGUGGCAGACCUGUGUCCUGGGAGGUCACUGUGGAUCUGGGGUCCCUCUGGACCACUGAGAGCCAGGAGCCACCAGUGGGCGAGGGAUAUGGAGGAGUAGGAGGAGAGGAAGGAAGAGGAGGGGAACCAUGGAAGGAGAUCAUUCACCAGCUGACUGCUCGCUCAGUUAUAAGGGACUUUGAGAAAAUGGCCAAGAAGGAGAAUGACACUGGACAUGGUUCAGCUAAGCGGUACCGUAUGAAGGCUAUACAGACCAGUAAGCACUGUAACAUCAUCUGCAUGUACACAGCUUUCACCACCACUGAUAGCAACCCCAACAAGGGCUGCCCAGACAGCAUGGAUUUCCAAAACACAGGGGUGCAUCUGGGGAACAGACGUAGUGUCCAGUCAGGCAGUCGCAGGCAGAGGGCCUAUUCUGUCGGUUUGGGCAGACGGCGCACCAGCAGAGACAGCGAAGAGAUCGAGGACACCUGGAACUCAACAGACAGAGAUGACACUCCCGCCUCACCCUGUAGCCUUACAUCCUGGGACUCUAGUGUAGGGGGCAGUGUGUGCUCUGCUACAGCCUCAGCAAUAACAACAGGCGCCUCAUACACUCGUUCACAGCGAUCUAUUGAGAGCAAGUCAAUGGAAAGCUUCUUUGGUGCCAGAUUUCCACUGGGCAGACUCCGGUCCUCUAUUUCAUCAGGGAAGCAGGUUCCUCUCAAAUCCCACUGUCUGUCUGCAGAAGCUGAGAAACAACCUGAAACUGAAGCUCUGGACUACCUGCCCCUGGUUCAUCUGCAGUUGGCAUCAGGAGCAUUUCUCCUGACUGAGAGCUACUCUGACUGUGUCCAGAUCCCCCUGGACCGCUUGAAGAGGGCUUCACCAUACAGCCUCCACCGCCGCAGCCUCAGCCCACCCUUUCGCUGCACAUCUCCCAGUGCCCCAUCUUUAUCCACCUCUACUAAGCCUCCUGGUGCUUCCACUAGUCACCACGUUACCUUUUCUCCUUCUUCCUGCUCUCUCCCCAAACCAACUGCACCUCCUUUCCACCACACUCCAGACGACACCCCCCUGAUGCUGGAAGCAAAGCUUCGCCGGAAACACCUGUCUGACCGAGACCCUGUAACAUCACCCCCUGACCUCCCCAGUUCUGAGGAGGGCUCUCUGGAGCUAUCUGUUGGCCCCUCUCCAAGCCAGAGCCAUGGCCAGGCAGACAGUGGUCGUGGAUCAGAGACAGAUGUAUGUGAGGGGUCUUUGGGAGAGCCAGCUGACCUCCAGGGGAGCAGCCAGUUGGCUCAAGAGGACCUGGAGGGCUCUAGCUGGGCCACAGCUGUGGCUCUAGCCUGGCUCGAGCACCGCUGUGCCGGCUACUUCAUGGAGUGGGAGCUGGUGGCAGCAAAAGCAGACUUCUGGCUGCGCAGUCAGGAGUUGCCUGAGGGAGUGGACCUGGCAGGGCUGAAGGGAGCCGCCAGGCAGCUGUUCCUGCUGCUACGCCACUGGGACGAAAACAUCAAGCUAAACAUGCUGUGUUAUAACCCCAAUAAUAUGUGAGCCAAUGAUCUGUGAGGAAACUGAGCCAGAUCUCUCAUCUCUCAGAUUAGCCUACUCAAUUGUUACCAAUGACAGCCUUUAUAUGGAAAAGUAAAUCCUGUAUUUUAUCUGCAGGAUCAAUUAAUACCGUAACCCUGUGCCAAGUUCACUCUAAUAUUAAGCUGCACAUGAAAUAUUUUACUGAUAUCAGACUUUAUAUUUAUGCGAUGAGAAUACCCUUUACAUGACAUAGACCAAGUGGCCUUUUAUUAUAGAUAUGCUUUAUGCAAUCACAACAAUAUCUCGACCAUUUCAACAGGCUUUUUUUUAAGUCUACAUAUAGUCGGUAUAGUGCAUUACUUUGCCCAGUGUUUAAUCACAGUCAGCAUUGAAUGUGAAUAAGUUUGAUUAAUAGGAUGAUUGUUUGAUAAACUAAAGAGAUAUUACUUUAAAUGAGGAAAUUAUUGUUUAAGAAAAAAAAUAUAUAGAUAUAUAUAUAGUUGAA
This is a messenger RNA of Scatophagus argus, 4950 nucleotides long. It is a transcript of the gene vwa5b2, whose product is annotated as von Willebrand factor A domain containing 5B2. The coding region runs from base 222 to 4466 and encodes 1414 amino acids. The transcript is spliced from 23 exons. The record is from RefSeq and is a predicted model, not a curated record. NCBI's taxonomy places the organism in Eukaryota, Metazoa, Chordata, Actinopteri, Scatophagidae.